AUGGUGCAGAUCUUCUCGACCCAGUCGGUAACCGACGCGCUGGAGCCAGGUCAUCAGUACCUGGCGCACCGGUCGGUGAGCGACAUGGACGACCCUGACUUGGGGGCGGCCUCCAUGGACGAGGACGAUGCCACCGGCGAGGGCGGAGGCGACAAGAGGAACGCGCAGGAGGCGCGCGAGGAGCGGGAGAAGGCGGAGGUGGCCAAGGCGGCACAAGCAGAGGCUGAUGCCGCAGCCAAGACCCAAGCCGACGCAGCCGCCAGGGUUCAAGCGGACGCGGUCGCCAAGGCACAGGCGGAAGAGGCGUCCUGCAGCCUGGCACCAGAGCUCGUCGUCCCGCUGCGCGCGGAGCCACCGGCGCCGGGGGGGACUUGCACCGGCUGGAGGGGUUGGAGGCAACCAGAUUACCACAACAUCCGCGCAGCCGCUUUCAACUCCCACGUCCAGGAGCUGGCCAAGCGGACCACCAACAUGACCGAUAGCCGGAGGGCAGCAGCCGAACUGCAGCAGCGCCUAGGCGAGACCCAAACCAAGCUGCGCACCAAGGAGGAGGAGCGUAGCAAGGCGGCUCAGGAGGUGGACCGCCUGACCAAGGAGCUGGCGGACUAA
Messenger RNA from Aegilops tauschii subsp. strangulata, 609 nucleotides. The record is from RefSeq and is a predicted model, not a curated record. Lineage: Eukaryota; Viridiplantae; Streptophyta; Magnoliopsida; Poales; Poaceae.